UUGGCCAACAGUUGCGCGAAAAUGAUGAUCAAACUUUUACGUGGUUUUUGUGCAUACAAAAAACAAUAAUGAUGCGGUAUACUGCCAAUAUUGUGGGUGCAUGUUUCUGACAGUCUGCUAAUAACCUUCGAUGUUUGUUCUGUUAUUUGAAGUGAGCCGACAUAACCUCAAAAGUUCACUGAAAUGUUCAAGACACGUUAACAACCGAUUUUUUACACUAAACAAACUUUCCGUUCGAAAUUACAAAACAAUGGCCCAGAAAGUAAGUCAGAACAAGACAUACAUCGCUGUAAAUAUCCCCGAAAAUUCGAAUAAUGCAGUUCGAAAGUCAUUUUGGUCGGUUUUUAAAAGAGACGCCAGCACAAAGAACAAUAAAAAAGAGUCGAAAGAGGCUGUUUCAGCGACUCCUCGGAUCAAUAAGACCGAUUUGGUACGUCUGCUGUCUUUGGCCAAGCCGGAAAAAUGGAAACUUUUUGGAGCGAUUUGUUUUUUGCUGGUAUCGAGUACAGUAACAAUGAGCAUCCCGUUUAGUUUAGGCAAAGUGCUUGACAUCAUCUAUAGUAGUAGUGAGAACAGUGAUGAAGCGCGAGCGAAAUUAAACAAAGUAUGUGGUGUUUUAUUGUGCGUGUUUGUGUUAGGGGCGAUUUGCAAUUUCGGCCGUGUGUAUCUAAUGUCAGUAUCAGGUUAUAGAAUGACUCAAGCCCUAAGAAAACGUGUCUUUUCUACAAUACUGAAGCAGGAGCAAGGCUGGUUUGACAAGAGAUCAACAGGAGAAUUAGUAAAUAGACUCUCGGCCGAUACACAAAUUGUAGGAAAUGCGCUCUCUAGCAAUAUUUCAGACGGGCUUAGGUCAAUCGUUAUGGUUUGUGCUGGUACAGGCAUGAUGUUUUAUAUGUCGGCAGAACUGGCACUUGUGGGGUUGGCUAUCGUGCCCCCAGUUGCCAUCAUUGCGGUCAUUUAUGGAAGAUAUCUCAGGGGGAUUUCAAGAAAGGUUCAGGAUUCUUUAGCGGGGGCUACCAGUGUUGCAGAGGAGCGAAUUGCUAACAUUAGGACUGUUAAAACUUUCUCGCAGGAACCAAGAGAGGUCGAUUCUUACGCCAAUGCGAUCAAAGAUGUUUUAAGUUUGAGUUACAAAGAGGCCAAAGCUAGGGCCAUAUUUUAUGGACUGACAGGCUUUAGCGGCCACGUGAUCAUAAUAUCAGUCCUAUAUUAUGGUGGUGUGAUGGUGUCUGCGAAUACCAUAACAGUUGGAAACCUGUCAUCUUUUCUGCUAUACGCAGCUUAUAUUGGCGUAUCGUUAGGCACAUUUUCAAAUUUUUACACAGAAUUGAAUAAAUCCAUUGGUGCUGCAGCUAGAAUUUGGGAAAUUAUCGAUAGGGAACCGAUAAUACCGAUGAAAGGUGGUUUAGUGCCAAUUGCAUCCCCUGAAGGCCAUAUCCAAUUCAACGACAUCCAAUUUAGUUAUCCUGCGCGCGAUGACGUCCACAUUUUCGAAAAUUUUAAACUCGAAAUAUCUCCUGGAAAAAUGGUUGCAGUUGUCGGGCCAAGUGGUUCCGGCAAAAGCACUCUAGCUGCACUUUUGUUACGACUUUAUGAUCCUGCAAAAGGACAAGUUUUAUUAGACGGCCAGGAUAUUAAAGAAAUUGAUCCUAGCUGGUUACGACGACACGUUGGUACCGUUAGCCAGGAACCAGUUUUAUUUUCGUGUUCGAUUCGUGAAAAUAUUUUAUACGGUGCUGAUGAUCCUUCUAAAGUGACAGAAGAGGCAUUAGUCAAAGUCGCCAAAGAGGCCAACGUUUAUGAAUUUGUCCAACAACUACCUGACGGCUUUGAUACUUUGGUAGGGGAACGUGGAGUGAUGUUGAGCGGUGGACAGAAACAAAGAAUUGCGAUAGCUCGUGCUUUGAUCAAAGAUCCGAAGAUUUUACUCCUAGAUGAAGCCACAAGUGCGCUUGACGCCCAAUCGGAGCAUUUGGUGCAAGAAGCUUUGGAGAGGAUCAUGAAAGGGAGGACUGUUUUAACGAUUGCUCAUAGGUUAUCGACGAUACAAAAUGCCGACACUAUUGCCGUGUUACGCGAUGGACAUAUUGUGGAGCAAGGGAAAUACCAAGAUUUACUUAAUAUCAAAAAGGGUGCUUUUAGGGAAUUGAUGAAACAUCAAACGUUUCAAGGGAAUAUAGAAAAGACGUGAUGUACUUAAUUUAUUUUAUUUUUACACUCGUGAGGAUUUGUUACACGUUUAUUUGUUAUGCAAAUAAAAUAGUUUUACUGUU
Messenger RNA from Tribolium madens (black flour beetle), 2273 nucleotides. Its product is annotated as ATP-binding cassette sub-family B member 10, mitochondrial. The coding region runs from base 131 to 2191 and encodes 686 amino acids. Gene Ontology annotation, biological process: transmembrane transport. The record is from RefSeq and is a predicted model, not a curated record. Lineage: Eukaryota; Metazoa; Arthropoda; Insecta; Coleoptera; Tenebrionidae. Gene Ontology annotation, cellular component: membrane. Gene Ontology annotation, molecular function: ATP binding; ABC-type oligopeptide transporter activity; ATP hydrolysis activity. The transcript is spliced from 7 exons.